GGAGAUGACCCCUGCCUAAAUGGAGGUCUCUGCAUACCUUUCUUCAGUGGUGGCUACCAGUGCAAAUGCCCCAUGCGUUUUGCUGGCGAAAUCUGCAAGAAUAGUAAUUCUUGCGAGAAAAAUCCUUGCAAGAAUGGAGGUGUGUGUCUGCCGUUGAACGCAACGGACUACAGGUGCGACUGUAUGUCGACAGCAUUUGUAGGCAAAAAUUGCGAAUACGCUGAUCCGUGUGGGAUGAAUCCGUGUUUGAAUGGUGGGAUUUGCAAAUCCUUCGGAAGUGGGAGUUAUAGAUGUGAUUGUCCAAGUCUAUUUAGUGGAAACCAAUGCCAAACUAUCGACGUUUGUAUAAAUAAUCCCUGUCUGAACGGUGGUGUUUGCAAUCAUUCGGAGGACAACGGAGAAAAUUUCACGUGCUCAUGUCCGGACUCAUUCUUCGGAGAACAUUGUGAAUAUCAAGAUUUUUGUGGUAGCAAUCCAUGUUUGAACGGAGGGGUGUGCAAAAAUUUGGUCCCCGGCGGAUUCCGAUGUGAAUGUUCCGGAUCAUUUAGCGGGAAACACUGUGAAAAAACAAAUGUCUGCGAGCCAAAUCCUUGUUUCAACGGUGGCAGUUGUUUCCCAACGAAUUCCACGGAUUACGAAUGUCAUUGUUCAGGUCCAUUCCGUGGGAGAAAUUGUGAAAUUCAGGGUUAG
This is a messenger RNA of Helobdella robusta, 690 nucleotides long. RefSeq lists its product as hypothetical. Gene Ontology annotation, cellular component: plasma membrane; protein-containing complex. The record is from RefSeq and is a predicted model, not a curated record. NCBI's taxonomy places the organism in Eukaryota, Metazoa, Annelida, Clitellata, Rhynchobdellida, Glossiphoniidae. Gene Ontology annotation, molecular function: calcium ion binding. The annotation marks the transcript as partial. Gene Ontology annotation, biological process: heterophilic cell-cell adhesion; establishment or maintenance of epithelial cell apical/basal polarity. The transcript has 6 exons.